GGAGCUGGGUGUGCAAUGGCGACGCCCAGCCUGCGGGGCCGCCUGGCGCGGCUGGGGAACCCGCGGAAGCCUAUACUGAAGCCCAACAAGCCCCUCAUCCUAGCUAACCGCGUCGGGGAGCGGCGCCGGGAGAAGGGCGAGGCGACCUGUAUCACAGAAAUGUCAGUGAUGAUGGCUUGCUGGAAGCAGAAUGAAUUCCGCGACGAAGCGUGCAGAAAAGAGAUCCAGGAUUUCUUCGAUUGUGCUUCGAUGGCUGAGGCAGCCCGCAAGAUGAGAUCUAUCCAGGACACCCUGGGAGAGUCUGGGAGUUUACCUCCCAAGAAACUGAAUCAAUUGUUACAGAGGUUUCCUAACAAACCUCAUGUCAGCUGAAAAUGGAGACGCAUUUUCAAUGACUGGACUAUAGUUUCUGAGAACUACGUGGAGGCAUUUUAGAGACGUUUGCACUGCAUACCCUCUGUGAAGGGUAGUACUAGGCAAAACACUUUUUUUUCACGCUUUGGAAUCAUGGUCUGUUGGUCAUUAUGCUUUAUCUUGAAAUAAAAUCCUCUGAAGAGAA
Molecule: messenger RNA, 559 nt
Organism: Trichechus manatus latirostris (Florida manatee)
Lineage: Eukaryota; Metazoa; Chordata; Mammalia; Sirenia; Trichechidae
Gene: CHCHD1
Product: coiled-coil-helix-coiled-coil-helix domain containing 1
Exons: 3
Coding region: 16-372 (118 amino acids)
Biological process (GO): mitochondrial translation
Cellular component (GO): mitochondrion; nucleoplasm; mitochondrial ribosome
Molecular function (GO): RNA binding
Source: RefSeq, a predicted model, not a curated record